AGUUCUGGAGAGGAUAAACAUACAGUCUCUGAACCUGUUGCCAUAACUCGGAAACGCCCAGAGUCUAAGUCCAGCAGCCUGUCCAUUGAGGAGGAGCUGUUUCACCUGCAGGAUUCUGCUGCCAAAUCCCCUUCAUCCUGGGGAUACUGGGGUAGCUGGGGAAAGUCAUUAAUAUCUACUGCUUCAGCUACUGUGGCGACUGUAGGUCAUGGUAUCAGUACGGCAAUUGAGAAGGCAGAGAGCACUCUGGGAGUUCCCAGUCCUGUAGAGCUGUCAUUUAGAGACCGAGCUGAGGCAGAGGGUUCUGAAUCCAAAGAGGGUGAGACCUCAUCACCAAUUUCAGGGGCUCUUGGCUUUCUCUCCAGCAUCUCCACUGCCGUGCAAAGUACAGGGAAGACUGUCAUCACAGGAGGAUUGGAUGCCUUGGAGUUUAUUGGGAAAAAGACAAUGGAUGUGAUCGCAGAAGGAGAUCCAGGAUUUAAGAAGACCAAAGGGCUUAUGCGCAGGAACACUACCCUGUCACAUGUUUUAAGGGAAGCAAAGGAGAGAGAGGAGCAGCGUGUCAGCAGUGAAGUUACGACAGAGACAGAGCGACGAGCACACUACGGCCUGUUGUUUGAUGAAUACCAGGGCCUGUCCCACCUGGAGGCUUUGGAGCUUUUGUCCAAGGAAAGUGAGGGGAAGGUAAAGUCCAUCCUUGGCUCUCUGUCAGGGGAAGAGCUUGCAAAACUUAAACUGGAGUUAGAAUCCUUAAAGGAAGUUUUCUCAUUGGAAGAAUUUGAUGAUGAAGAUGACCUGGAGAAGGGUAAUGUUUCUGAACUGCGUGUCUCUUGUUCCCUCAUAUUACAUAUACGUGGUGUACAGCAGAUCAGUGGAUACAUGCUGGUGUUAUUGUAUAUUUACAUAAGCGGAGCCAGAGUUGAGGUGUUGAAAUAA
This is a messenger RNA of Staurois parvus, 936 nucleotides long. The record is from the annotation of a GenBank genome assembly. Lineage: Eukaryota; Metazoa; Chordata; Amphibia; Anura; Ranidae.